AUGGGUGGCUCUGUGGACCCUAAGAACGGACACUUCAUCGGCAACUGGGGUGAAUUCGGUUGCCCGACCCCCCAGCGCAUCGCCACCUACUCGCUGUCCGCCAACCGUCAGAAGCCUUUCGCCGGUGCUGGCCAUGCUGCUAUCUUCAACGUCUUCCGUCGGUUCCGUCACCAGGUUCUCUACGUUGUCCCCCCUUCGUUGCCGCAUACGCUCAACGAGUACCUGAACUCCAAGCCCGGUCGUCUUCUCGAGGGUGGUAACGAAGAGUAA
Messenger RNA from Penicillium robsamsonii, 270 nucleotides. Its product is annotated as ubiquinol--cytochrome-c reductase subunit 8. The transcript has 4 exons. Bases 1 to 270 code for a protein of 89 amino acids. NCBI's taxonomy places the organism in Eukaryota, Fungi, Ascomycota, Eurotiomycetes, Eurotiales, Aspergillaceae. The record is from RefSeq and is a predicted model, not a curated record. Gene Ontology annotation, biological process: mitochondrial electron transport, ubiquinol to cytochrome c.